AUGUCGACAAUAUCUCAACAACAAGGCAAAGUAACUCCACGUCGAUGCAUACCCCCUAAGAAGCAAAAAAGAGCAGCUCCUCCGGUCGCUCCUAACUCUGGAACUACAGGUAGAGAAAUAUUUCAAAUUUGGGAUUAUUUCUCCAAGUUUAUUGCUAAAGGAGGUAAAUGUAGGGCAAAAUGUAAUUAUUGUACUAAAACAUUUGCUGCCGACAGUGUCAAUGGGACAACUACGUUAUGGAAUCAUUUAACUGUGAAAUGUCUCAAGUCUCCAUUCAAGUCCGAUAAGUGGCAAACAACAUUAAAACCUAUUAAAAGAGGUUGGCCAGAAGGUGGUUCCACUGAAAAAGGGGUGUUUAAUAUGGAUGAAAUUAAGAGAGCAAUUACCGAAUUUAUAAUUAUUGAUGAGCAACCGUUUAGAGUUGUUGAGGGAGAAGGAUUCAAAAAAUUAAUGGCUAAAGCCUUUCCAAAUUUUGAAGUACCUUCUCGUGUAACUGUUGCUCGACAUUGUCUAAGGAUUUAUCAAGAGGAGAAAGAAAAGCUUAAGGAGCUUAUAAAAAACCAACGUGUUUGUCUUACCAAUCACAAAGGUGAGACUAUAGCCAAGGGGAUUGAGAAUCGCUUAUUAGGUUGGGGCAUUGAGAACUUGUUUACAGCGACCUUGGAUAAUGCAACCGCAAAUGAUGCUGCCAUUAAGAUUUUAAAGGGGCGUAUUGAAGAUUGGAAAGGGGUAAUGUUUGAAAAUCAGUUUUUACAUGGUAGAUGUAAUGCUCAUAUUUUAAACUUGAUUGUAAAAGAGGGGCUGGAUGAACAAAUUGAGCCUAUUUCUCAUAGAAGAAGUGCUAUAAAAUAUGUCAGGUCUUCUUCUUCAAGAUUUGCUACUUUUAAGUCCGUUGUUGAGAAAGUUAAGAUUGACACCCGUGGUUUUGUAAGUCUGGAUGUUGAGACUAGAUGGAACUCGACAUACACAAUGUUGGAUAAAGCUUUGAAAUUUGAAAAUGUUUUUGCAAGAAUGUAUGUGGAUGACCAGAAUUAUCAAAAGCAAUGUCGAGAAAUAGGUACAACAACAAAAAAUCCAUCAACAGAUGAUUGGAAGAAUGUGAAAGCUUUUGUGAAGUUUCUUAAUAUUUUCUAUCAAGCAACUUUAAAAUUUUCGGGCAGCUUAUAUUCUACUUCUGACUCUUUCUUUCAUGAUUUUUUCAAUCUCCAAAAUGAUAUUAUCAAGUAUACUAAACAUGAUGAUCUCAUUUUGGUUGAUAUGGCAACAAGAAUGAAAUCCAAGAUGGAUAAAUAUUGGGGUAAGUUUGAGAGUAUGAAUAUGUUACUAUCAGGUUGCUGUUGUGUUGGAUCCUAG
Molecule: messenger RNA, 1353 nt
Organism: Solanum verrucosum
Lineage: Eukaryota; Viridiplantae; Streptophyta; Magnoliopsida; Solanales; Solanaceae
Product: zinc finger BED domain-containing protein RICESLEEPER 2-like
Exons: 2
Coding region: 1-1353 (450 amino acids)
Molecular function (GO): DNA binding
Source: RefSeq, a predicted model, not a curated record